AUGAGCCAACACAGCGACCAAGACCCCUCGCCCAGCGAAGCUGGCAGGGACGAGGAGGAUCCUCUGUCCACUGAUGGACCUCAAACCCCCCAACCCCCCGUCAACCAUUCUCCCACGCUACUAUUUGGGGAUCUUGUCAAGCACCUCUUUGAACGAUUGAAACAGGGGCCCCCUCCCAGAAUAGCCCUCAUCCGCAACCCGAAAUCGCAGAGAGACCACAGAGAUAAGGUCCUUGAGAAUUUCUUUUCACUUUGGCGCGAAGAGGUCGGCAACGAUGUCUACCCGGUCAUGCGCCUCAUCUUGCCGCAUGUUGACAAGGAGCGCCCCAUGUACGGGCUCAAGGAGCAAAACAUUGCAAAGAUAGUCCCAAAGCUGCUUCGGAUUGCGGACGAUUCUCCAGACGCCAGAGGCCUUUCGGCCUGGAAGAACCCGGGCAAUACCGCUGCGAGCCGAAUGGCAGGCGACUUCGCAGGACGCUGCUUCGAGGUCCUCGAAAAGCGGUCGGAAUGGAGAGGGUACGGAGACAUGCGCAUAGCAGAAGUGAAUGAGCUUCUUGACAGGCUGGCUGCCGCCAGUGGUCAAGCCCAGCAGAUGCCAAUCUUCGACGAGUUCUACCAGCGCAUGUGCCCUGAGGAGCUUCAGUGGCUGAUACGCAUCAUUCUAAGGCAAAUGAGGAUUGGCGCCACUGAGAAAUCCGUCUUGAAAGCAUGGAACCCGGAUGCUUUCGAGUUGUUCAACAUCCAUUCCAGUCUGCGGCACACGUGUUGGCACCUCUGGGAUCCGGAAACUCGUCUCGAUGAAGACGAUCAAAAGCUGCAAAUCAUGCACAACUUCCUGCCGCAGCUGGCACCGACCGCCAGCAACGCCAACACAUGGGACAAGGUCGUUCAGCAACUCGGAAUCUCAGAGGAAAAGCCAGAAUUCUACAUGGAGGAGAAGCUCGACGGCGAGCGUAUGCAAAUGCAUAUGCAGGUGAAGAAUGGUGGCGGAUACGAAUUCAAGUUCUGGUCUCGCAAGGGCAAGGACUAUACGUAUCUAUACGGAAGCUCUCUCGAUGAUAACAACUCCGCACUUACUCGACACCUGGGAGGUGCUUUUGACAAUCGGCUAACGAACUGCAUCUUGGAUGGCGAGAUGAUCGGAUUCGACCCCAAGAAGGGCCAGAUGGUGACAUUUGGGACUCUGAAGACUGCCGCCAUUUACGCCCAAGACAAUCCAUACGAUGACGAAAGCCCGAGACCUCUAUUUCGGGUCUUCGAUCUCGUGUACUUGAACCACAGAGACUUUAGAAGACAACCACUUUGGAAUCGCCGCAGGUCUCUGGAAUUGAUCAUCACAGAUGUCCCUGGGAGACUUGAAAUCCACCCCUACCAAAUUUGCACUUCUCCAUCAGAGAUCGAACCCUACCUCCGCAAAAUCAUCCAGGACUCUUCCGAGGGUAUUAUGCUGAAGAACCCAUCGUCGGGAUAUGUUCUGAACGAUCGGCCCUGGGUUUGGAUCAAGGUCAAGCCCGACUACAUGAAAGAGUUCGGUGAGAGCCUGGAUUGUGUUAUCAUAGGCGGAUACUAUGGCACAGGAAGACGUGGUGGGACACUGUCGAGUUUCCUUUGCGGGCUAAGGGCAAGCAGGCAAGACAUCAAGAACGGAACCGCUCACCCAGAAAAGUUCUUCAGCUUCUUCAAGGUUGGAGGUGGUAUCAAACAAGAGGAUUAUUAUGAGAUCCAAGGUCUCCUUCCAGAAGAAAAGUGGCACGACUGGAACCCAAAGAGCGCACGACAAUUCAUUGAGUUGGCUGGUGGAGAGAGAUACUUGGAAAGGCCAGAUCGGUGGAUCCGACCAAGCGAAUCCAUCGUGAUUGAGGUCAAAGCCGCCAGCAUCGAGGACUCUACCUCUUUUAGCGCCCGAAAAACACUGCGUUUCCCCCGGUUUCGCAGCAUACGUGCUGACAAAAACUGGACUGACGCUCUAGAUAUUGACGAAUGGAACGAACUUCGUUACCAAGUCAAAGAAGAGGAAAUCCAAAAACAGAUGCAGUUGGAGACUAACAAGAAGAGGGCCGCCAAGAGGCAAAAGCGCGACCUAGCACUUGCCAACAACAACGAUGCCAUGACGACCGAGAAGUCCAAGCUCUUCGAGGGCAAGUUCUUCUACAUACCUACCAGGUCCGAGAGCUGUAAUAUGGAGGUAGAUCAGCUCGAAGUGCUGGUGAGAGAGAACGGUGGCUCCAUCGUCCACGAUGCAGCCAGGGUGGCCGAGGGCAAUGCGAUUGCACUUGCAGACAGAGACCCCCGCCUCGUCAGGUCUAUGUUGAAGUUGGAAGGGGUAGACUUCGUCAUCAGCCCCAAGUGGGUGGUCGACUGCAUCAAACAGCAGUGCCUACUCCCCUACGAGGACGAGCACCUGUAUCGCGCCCCGGACGACAUGCGCGCCCUCGCCGCGGAGAACACGGACCAGUUCGGCGACAGCUACUGCCGGGACCUGGACGCCGACGAGAUGGAGAAGCUCUUCGCCCUCAUGAGGGAGAACCGCAAGGCAGACGGCAUCCCAGACUUCGACAAGAACGCCUUCUACGACCAGCUCGAGGCCCGUGGACACGAGCUGCCACGGUCCAGGGGCUACGUGUUCCGGCGCUGCCGUGUCUACCUCGCGCAGGUGGAGGGCCAGGAGAACCGGCUGACGACGGCUCGCCUCGAGGCCUGGGUCCGUUUCGGGUGUGGCGAGGUUGCGGACGACCUUGAUGAUGGCAUUGUCACGCACGUCGUUGUUGUCAGCCUAGAAGAUGAGACGGGCGCGAAGAAGGUUGCUGAUGAGAUCAGGGCGCGGGUCAGCAAGAGAGAGAGCCUCAAGCGCCCCUAUGUGGUGACGGAGAAGUGGAUGGAGAAGUGCUGGGAGGAGGAGACACUUGUGGCGGAGGAGCCGUACUUCGUCUGA
Diaporthe citri is the source of this 2931-nucleotide messenger RNA. RefSeq lists its product as uncharacterized. The transcript has a single exon. Gene Ontology annotation, biological process: nucleotide-excision repair, DNA gap filling; DNA recombination; DNA biosynthetic process. The record is from RefSeq and is a predicted model, not a curated record. Bases 1 to 2931 code for a protein of 976 amino acids. Gene Ontology annotation, molecular function: ATP binding; DNA binding; DNA ligase (ATP) activity. NCBI's taxonomy places the organism in Eukaryota, Fungi, Ascomycota, Sordariomycetes, Diaporthales, Diaporthaceae. Gene Ontology annotation, cellular component: DNA ligase IV complex.